AUGUUUUCAAAGUGUGUUUCCAGAUUCGGUAUAAUAUCUCUCAAGGGAAUAUUUCCUCGAUGGUAUUCGAACUCUCAAAAUGUCGCCAAUUUGGGGCAAAUAACUGAUUAUUUAGUCGACAAAGGUGUUCCGAAUUUGCUACAAAAAAUGUUCGAAGAGUCUGUGUUGGCGGAUAAUAUCAUUUUUAGGCUAUUUCCAACUUCGCAUCCAUAUAUUCCAGUGUUGCAUGGGAAAUCAAAAUACAAGGCUUCUUUGAAUGCAAUGCGAAUGAUAGUACGAAAGUUCAUAUUGGGCGAAGAAUGUCGCUUGCAUAUAAGUUCAGUAAAGACCUUAACUUCGACAUCACUUGACAGAGAAACCAAAAGUACUUCUCAAAAUUAUAAUACUAUAACUUGUAAUGAUAAACUGGUAAUCAAAUGGCAAAGUUGCGUACCAGAGGAUCAUUGCAAAAUUUCCAAAUUAGAGAUUAAUGACAGAUUAAAGGAGAAGAAACGAGGGAAUGGAGAAAAUAGUGCAUUGUCAAUGAGAUCGGUACCGGUCAUAGACUACAUUUUACACCCUACGGCCAAUCAUUUGAACCAAGGUGUGAUUUCUGAAUACAUUGAGAAUGCAGCGGAAAAGUCAGUAGGAAAAAGUUUCAGCACAAGUGAAGAUUCUAAAGUAGAUGAAAACAAGAAAACUGAUGGCGAUAGUAAAGGGAAUAAAAAGAAAAGCUUGUCAAGGUUGAUUAGAGGAACGUUUAUAUUUGAAUUUAAUGAAGAAAAUUCUAAAAUUCUGGUUCAUACCAUUGAAGACGUUGAAUUAAUCCAUUACGAGAAGAAAAUUGCCACUGGAGGUGCCUUUGCAUGUUAA
Molecule: messenger RNA, 852 nt
Organism: Saccharomyces paradoxus
Lineage: Eukaryota; Fungi; Ascomycota; Saccharomycetes; Saccharomycetales; Saccharomycetaceae
Gene: MCO32
Product: Mco32p
Exons: 1
Coding region: 1-852 (283 amino acids)
Source: RefSeq, a predicted model, not a curated record